GAGCGGCCCCGCUCCUUAACUUGCUACCACCAUCUGGGAGCGUGUGCUGUUACCUAUCCAUCUACCUUUGCAGCAAGCUUCAGCACGAUAAUGGACGACGAGAUUGAGUACAUGGGUACCAAACCUGCUUGUCUGAAUCGACUAGCAAGUAAUCGCCCCUUUCUAGGCGCCCUACAGCCUACAGGGAUCACUCUUCAUAUCGAGAAGUAUGGGGGCGAGCUCUCAGAGACCAUGACUUUCCAGAAGCCGAAAGGCAACACAAUAGCUAUAGGAAGACGACCGCCCACAGUAGAUGUGGACCAACUAAAGCGAGACCAAGAGGAGGGCAAGGCCAUGUUCAGAUGCCCUGUCGUUAGCCGAAAGCAUGCUCGGAUAACAUUCUCCGACGCUGGCAAUGUAUUCCUCAUUGAUUUGGGCUCACAUCAUGGGACCCAUCUGCGAAAGCCGGACCAGCCUGUCUCUACAAUGCUUCGUUCUGACAUGCCCACGGCCCUGGCUACAAAUGAUAUCAUCACUUUCGGUAAAACCGUUGGCAGGGGCGGUGAUAUGGUUCGGCCAGUCGUCGCCCGAGUUGAAUUGCUCUACAAUCAGCCCGUCUCACCUUUCAGGCCUCUUAUUGUUCCAGAUUCGCCAGCAAGUUCAGAGGGGUCCGCAAAAUCCAGUGGCCGGUACGGUGUUCAUGUAUCAUCCUCAGAGUCCUCUUCCGGAUCUGAUCAUGAUUCGGAUAUCGAAGAACUGCGUUCGCCACCACCAGUGUUGUCCAACCGCUCUGGUCCUCCCCAACGAUUUGAUUCUUUAUUAGGCCGAGCUUCUGAGGUCUUGAAGAAACUCAUUCCUCCUGUUCAUCCUGCGCCUUCAAGCCAGAGCUCCCCGAUGAUGAAUCACAUAUUCUUCUCUCCUAGCCCUCAGCCACCAUCGGAAUUCAUUGGGUCUCCCGGACUACGCUCACCGGCGAUUAGCCCCCUUGACCAUGAUGAUGCCUUCCCAUCACCUCCGGGUUUAGACCUUUCUUAUCACGAUCUGUACCAGCCUGAAGACCGUGCCAAAUCAGCUUCGCCGAUGGAACUUGGUAGUCCAUCAUCUGUAUCUUUGCCGCUGUUUCCGAGCUCCCUAGAGAAGGUACUUAACGAACCUGUCGUAAUUGGGGCGUGGCCCUCUGCACCGAGUCACAGAUCCUUAUCACCCCUCCCUGAGACCUCUCAGGAUAAGGGCAGCGAGAAUGCCGCUUCUGAGGCACCCGUGGAUGCCCCUCGGGCUGAGGAUGCCGCCCCUUCCUUUGAUACGAAGACCGUCCUGGAUGAAGUCAAGGCCGAAGUAUCAAAGUUGGAUGCCCAGCGCCGCAAGUAUAAACUCAGAUUCAACGCUAAUGCCCAUACUGUGAAGGAUAAGCUAAGUGAUCUAGAUGAAAGGGUGACCGAUGUAAACGGACUUUGCACUUCGUUGAUUGAGCAAGUCGACAACUUGUGCCAUAUGGACAUUCCGGAUCUGCAAGCACAAAUUGAAGCUCUGCAGGAUCAGGAUCAGGGCCAGGAAGAUCUCUCCAGUGAAAGAGAGGACUUCCAGGCCAACGCCCAGACUCUUCGUGAUCUCGUUGCUGAUAUGCGAACGCUUCGCGAGACCACUGAACAGCAGAUGGUUGCAGAGCUUGAAGCUGUGCGACUGGCUCGUGAAGCGGCUAUCAACGCGAUGUCCGAGACACCCCCUCCGAUGUCUUUGAAGCGAAAGCGUGACGACAGUGGGGUAGAGGAUGUGUCAGUUCCCGCGAGUAGCGCCAUCACCACCGUCCCUGUUCAUUCCCGCAAGCGCGCGAGAGUUGCGUCAGUCGUCAUUCAAACGGCGGCUACGGUUGCGCUUGGAGCGGUGGCUGCUUGGAGCGCAUUGGCGUUCAGUUGAACGAACAUAUUCCCGUCGAAACCUGGACAUCGUCGUCAUGGUGUUCAGUGACACGGGCGUGUAAGGUCAUGGAGGAAUAUGAAUAUGAUAUCUGGUGUAGGAUGAUUGUAGGCGUUAUUUAUGCGAAGAUAACAAUGUUGUAGGCUAAGAGGUAUAUGCAAUUGAAAUUUUCCUUCCAUAUUUACCGUGGUGGGGGUUCGAAACAGUCUCCUCCGUACACUAUGUAAGACCAGCGUCCCCAAAGUCCAUAGCACCUAGGGAAUACGGGCAGAAACAGUUUAGGGGAAAUA
Desarmillaria tabescens is the source of this 2183-nucleotide messenger RNA. RefSeq lists its product as uncharacterized. Gene Ontology annotation, molecular function: protein binding. The record is from RefSeq and is a predicted model, not a curated record. The coding region runs from base 91 to 1893 and encodes 600 amino acids. The transcript is spliced from 6 exons. Lineage: Eukaryota; Fungi; Basidiomycota; Agaricomycetes; Agaricales; Physalacriaceae.